Globicephala melas (long-finned pilot whale) is the source of this 6264-nucleotide messenger RNA. It is a transcript of the gene RSRC1, whose product is annotated as arginine and serine rich coiled-coil 1. Gene Ontology annotation, cellular component: nucleus; cytoplasm. Gene Ontology annotation, biological process: alternative mRNA splicing, via spliceosome. The record is from RefSeq and is a predicted model, not a curated record. NCBI's taxonomy places the organism in Eukaryota, Metazoa, Chordata, Mammalia, Artiodactyla, Delphinidae.
CUGGCGGUGAAACCAGGAAGGCGGUGAGCUUAAACUGAAGUAAGUUCUGUGGACGCCGGCGGCGCUCAGAUUUGAAGAAACAUUUCCAGAUCUGCGGCGCUUGUAAGUCUACGGGAGGUGUAAGCCCGAAGGCCGGAAUCCAGAAAUGGGACGCCGGUCAUCUGAUACUGAAGAAGAAAGCAGAAGCAAGAGAAAAAAGAAACACCGUAGACGGUCUUCUUCAAGUAGUUCUUCAGAUAGUAGAACAUAUAGCCGAAAGAAAGGUGGAAGGAAAUCAAGGUCAAAGUCAAGAUCUUGGUCCAGAGAUCUUCAGCCUCGCUCACAUUCUUAUGAUAGAAGACGCAGACAUCGAUCGAGCAGUAGCUCUUCUUAUGGCUCUAGAAGAAAACGAAGUCGAAGUCGUUCAAGGGGUCGAGGGAAAUCCUAUAGAGUUCAGAGGUCUAGGUCAAAAAGCAGAACAAGAAGGUCCCGAUCAAGACCACGUCCACGUUCCCAUAGUCGAAGCAGUGAAAGGUCCAGUCACAGAAGAACACGUAGUCGGUCUCGGGAUAGAGAACGACGUAAAGGCAGAGAUAAGGAGAAAAGAGAAAAGGAAAAGGAUAAAGGCAAGGACAAGGAAUUACACAGCAUCAAACGUGGGGAAUCUGGAAGCAUCAAAGCUGUAUUAGAACAUCUGCCACCAGCUGAACAGGCCAAAGCAAGACUACAACUGGUUCUUGAAGCUGCUGCAAAAGCUGAUGAAGCAUUGAAAGCCAAAGAAAGAAAUGAAGAAGAAGCAAAGAGAAGAAAGGAGGAAGACCAAGCCACCCUGGUAGAACAAGUAAAAAGAGUCAAAGAAAUUGAAGCCAUUGAAAGUGAUUCUUUUGUUCAGCAAACAUUCAGAUCAAGUAAAGAAGUCAAAAAGUCAGUGGAACUUAGUGAAGUGAAGCAUGCAGCUGCAACAUCAGGACCAGCAUCAGUAGUGGCUGACCCACCGAGUAAUGAAAAAGAAAUAGACCCUAGCAGCAUCCCCACUGCUAUCAAGUACCAAGAUGACAAUUCUCUGGCCCAUCCAAAUUUAUUUAUUGAGAAAGCUGAUGCUGAAGAAAAGUGGUUCAAGAGAUUAAUUGCCCUCCGACAGGAAAGGCUAAUGGGCAGUCCUGUGGCCUAAAGUUAUGUUCAUCUGGUUGAAUUAACAGUAACAUUGGAAAUUUAGGUUUUUAAAUCCCAGUAUUAACUCUUAAAAAUAAGAUAGCUUAUUAUAUAAAAAGGUAACCUCAUUUCAUUCUUUUCUCAUGUAGGCUUGAAUAUUUGUUGAGUUGAACUUAAUCAGAUAUUGUGAAUAUUAAAACUAGUGUAAAAUUUAAGAAUGCAUGAAAAUGUCAUACUGUUAAUAAAGCUAAUCCUGAACAUAUUGGUAUUAAGGCAAAUGGUACACAGGAGUGUUUCUGAGUACAAUUUGAAAAAUAUCAAGUUGCCAUUUAAAGACACAAUUUUGACUAGUCAUGCAUAUAAAAGAGUCGAAGUAUAUGCUAUAAAUAUGAGAUUUUAUCUUCCACGUAUUAUAAAACCAUAUUUGAAUCUUUUAUUUCACCUUAUUGAAAAAUUUUAGGCACAACAAAAAGCACUGUAAACAACCUAAGCAGUAUGAACCAUGUUACUCUUAGAGGAAUAAUACAUUUAGUAAAAAAAACUACUUGAAAAUUAAAUAAACUGAUGGUUUAUUUGCUUAGAGAUCAGCUUUUACUAGGUGAUCCUUUGAAACAUGUUAGCAGGUCCCAGCUCAUUCUUUUAAAAAUUACAUGUUCAUGCUAGACCUAAGCAGUUGGCCAAAUACUCAUGAUGGGGAAUUGUUUCUGAGAAAACUGGUAAGAGCUCUCACUUCAGUGUUACUUAACCAACUGCUAUACCCUGCAGAGGAAGCCAGCUAAUUGUAGUUUUGAUAAGACUAUCUGUCAUCGUAGAAUACCUUUCUCUGGUAGCUGAAUGAAAAUCAACUAUGCAUUCCAUACUGAACAGGCCAGAGAUAAGGACUUUUAGGCCUGCCUUACAAACUGCCUUCAGCAGCUGACAUGAGUUAUUUCCCUUUUCUAUUUUGUUCUGCUCGAAUUUGUAUCUAUGAAGACUGUAGCCCAGAACACAAGAUAAGCAUGAAAAGUUCUUGGACUAAGAUUACCAAUAUAUAGGACAUUUUGAUGCCAUCUUUUUAUAUUUCUGAAACUACUAAAGUUGUAAUCCCUGUUAAAAAUGAAAAAUAUAAAGAACGUAAAAUCAGUUGCAAAAGGGAUGGAAAAUAGACUGAUGACCAAAUACUUGUUUUUAUACAAACAUGUUUUCAUAUUCUAAAUAUAUGCUAGUGGGUUUUUUUUCCUUAGCUAUAAGUGGAAGUGCCCAGUAUGAACUCAGGUGUGUGUGGUUUUCAACAUACACAAAUUUUUAGUGAUUUUUAAAAGGGAUUACUGGUACUGAAUAAUUUUAUAUUUCCUUUAUUACAUAACUUAUAAAUAGUAAAAGGACUAUCACCCUUUGGGGAAUUAUAUUUUAGUGGUCUAGGCAAGAAUAUGGGUUGUCAUUUGGGCCACUAGUGAUUCUCCAGAGAAGCUAGACUAGGCAUUUUUUCUCAGUAUGCCUGAUGUUCCUCAUUUAUAACAUAGUGAAAAUAUUAUGAUCCACUUUAAUUAUAUUUCACACCAGAGUUCCUCUUUGGCAAGUACCCCAAAUACAGAUGCUUGAACUACAAUAGAUUUAUAUUUUAAAGCUAAAUUUCUCAUAGAGAUAGAGAAUCAAGUUAUUUUUUUAAUUAACUAAACUUUAGUCCCUGCUAAACUCAAUGACUAUUCCCCUUCUUCCUGAUUUCCAAUGUGAUUCAUUUUAAUAUAUUAUUAACUUUGUUUGCCUGCAUCCUGUUGAAGACUACAAUAUUACCACAUAAGCCAAAUCAAAUUUAAUGAGAAAGACUUCAUAGACCACUAUCAAACAUAUCACCAAACUCACGGUAGGCGAUCCAUGCGGGCCUUCUUUAAUAUCCUAAUAUAAUGACUCUAUAAAACAGAACAGUCCCUUUCAUGUCAGUUGACUAGUGGCAACAGUUUGGACUUACAUGAGACCUCAGAGUGUUUUUUGAAACAUUGACUUCACACAAAAUGAUGAGUACUAAUAAUACAAGUUUUCAUUUCUGAACAAGUGCAUUUUCAGGGAAAAUGGAAUAAGAACUUUUUUUUUCUGGCACUCCCUAAUUACGAGGAGGCAGAUACCUAAGAAUAUGAGCACAGAACACGCUGAGUCUUUCACCUACUUCAUUUCAGCAUCCCAGCAGGUGAAAUGAGGAUACUAAUAGCCUAUCUGCCUAUUUUGAUUUUUCAGUAAAAUAACACAAAAGAAAGCCCGUGGUAGAAAAGUGUACUGUUUAUGCCAAGGGAACAUUUUGGCAUGGUAGCCCAUCUUAACGGAAAUAUGGAACAAAUAGUCGCAUGGGUAAUUAUUUGAAAAACUACACUGCAACUUCAGUGUACUCCUUAUGUAUGUGUUUGAACUGCCAUGGCCAAUAGACCCCAGCUUUGUCCCCAGAUUUCUCUGAUGUCCCUCCCUGCCAAGACCACAAGAAACCCUGAUUGCUCUGCAGUUAGUGACCUACUAUCUGCUUACUGGGGGAUCUCAGGGCUUCCUCCAUCAGAUUUACCCACUUACUCGUUAACGUUUUUUUGACUACCUAGUUUGUGCUAGGCAGAGUAAGGGUAGUUGGGUAUACAUAGGUGAAUCCAGUGGGGAUCCUGCGCUCAAGAGGCUUAGUUAUGAAGCCCAGACAUGUAUAUGACAUAAGAGAUAUAAUACUUAGUGGCAGAGGAGAGGACAUGGUUGCAAAAGAGAGAUUACUGCAAGUGAGAAAAUUAAGGAAGCCUUUGGAGCCACAGGAACUCACAGCUAUCCACUUCCACCUUCCUGGUAGCUGCUGUAGGGGUCUGGGAACUGUUGCACUUCCAACCCAAGGAAGAGUCCCUCUUGUGAAAGACCCAAGUGGCCCUGCCCUCUCAAUCCUAUUAAAAUCCAAGCAAAAUUUUAGGUUCCUGGUCGCCCUCUGGCUUUCUCUGAUCAUUUCUUCCUUUUGGUGGAGAAUCAGCUGAAUAAGCUGGUUUGGCCACUAUCAUCAGUCUUGUAUCACCACCACUUGUCAGCCAAGAUGACUUGAGUGAGACGUGUAAUGGUAGCUGAAGGAGACUUUCAGUACUUCUAAGAAAGGAUUGCAUCUGCCAGUAAGGCCUUGCACAGAAGUGGGGACAACGGUGUGUUCCCUAAUCCCCUGUUUUUCCAUUGUGUGCUAUUACAGAAAGCAUUGUUUUGGAAUGAAAAGACACAGUUCAUUUCCUUGUGGUUAGGUCUGUCUCCAAAUUUUCCUUUGAUUUGGAUAUCAAGUGAAAAUCUUGGUAUCAAGUGUGUAACUAAGGUAGUAACAAAAGCUAGAAAUGAAACAAGACACGGGACAUUUUUGGUCACUAAACUAUGGAUGAAUUGAUCUGGAAUUCUUACACCCAUGUUACUCCUUCCUUCCCCCCCUUUUCCUACCCCCAAAUUCCUCAUGAGUAUGACGGAAGAGGUCUUGAACCAGCUCCUGGCCAUUACUCAGUGGAUACAGUGCUUGAAUUAUUCAGAAAAUGUUUAAAUGCCAUCCUUUAAAUGUAAGCCCUACUUAUUACUCUUUGGAACUCCUUUAUGGAAUAAUGGAAAAGCGAGUCAUCUUGAUAAGAAAAUAUCUGAGUCUUUACAGAAGAACAAGGAUAAAAAUGGAGGUAAGAAAGAACUCUUUGUGAAUUCUCUAAUCAUCUUCACCUUUUUUCAUAGAGAUGGGUGUUGAUCAGUAUAUUCUAUUUGGUGGGUUCUUUCCCAAAUGAAAGAAAAUGCUCUGUCAUCUUGUAUUUCCAAGUUAUUUUUGCUAUUAUUGUAUCCCCAGAAUCUAGUCCAUGCCUGACACAAGAAGUCUCUCAAUAAAUAUUUGUCAAUGAAGGAAAAAUGAAUUUGCUCAUCUUAAAUGGGCAGUCUGUUUAGCAGUAUGGCUAUUUAAAAUACUCAAGCUGUUGGGAGCCAGUGCAAAAACAAAUAGGUGUCUAGGUAUGUACCCAAAAGAAUUGAAAGCAUGGUCUUAAAGAGGUAUUUAUACACCCAUGUUCAUAGCAGCAUUAUUCAUAAUAGCCAAAACAGGGAAGCAACUCAAGUGUCCAUGGAUGGAUGAAGUAAAAUGCAGUGUGUGUGUGUGUAUAUAUAUAUAUAUAUAUAUAUACACACAAUGGAAUAUUACUCCGCCUUAAAGAGGAAGGAACAUGUAUGAACCUUGAGGACAUUAUGCAAAGUGAAAUAAUCCAGUCACAAAAAGACAGACGCUAUAUGAUUUACGUAGAAUAGGUACUUAGAGUAAUUAAAAUCAUAAAGGGGGAAAGUAUAAAGGUGGUUGCCAGGGCCUGGGGUGAGGAGAAGUGGGUUUAUUGUUUAAUGGGAAUAGAGUUUCAGUUUUAUAAGAUGAAAAGAGUUAUGGGGAUGGAUGGUGGUGAUGGCUGUACAACGGCGUGACUAUGUUUAAUACCACUGAACUGUACACCUAAAAAUGGUUGAGGUGGUAACUGUGUAUAUUUUACCACAAUUUAAAAAUCUAUUUAAAAAAUACUAAGUAAAAAAAAUAGAUGAGUUUUGUGACCAGAUUAGUUUGGUUUCUGUGAUUUGUGUCUCCACACGUCUCUGAGCUGACAAAGGCCUUUGGAAUUCCUGGGGAAUAUAGAGUACACCGGUCUUCUCUAUUACAUUAGCGACUAACAACAGUGGGGCUAGAGUUUAAGCAAGGAUCUUACUAGUCUUCACUUGCCUAGACUUUCUUUCUGGGCCAAUUUUUAUAUUAUAUAAAUAAUAUUUUCAAUGAUGUAGAUGUGGUCAUUCAAGGUCCACCCACUGGCUUCUGUGACUGCUCUCCUUGCAAAUGAUAGGUCAGUUUUAAAGAAGUAAAGUCUACCAAUAUAGUAAGACAACACUUUUAACUCAACAAUGUACCAUUUUAUUUUUAGGUCUUGAGAAGGAAUGGCAAAAUGAUCCUGCUGCAGUGCUAGGAGAGAAUGAUGAACUGAACUGACCCUCUCUUCUUCACAUCUUGUAACAUGGUACUCAGGCUUAAAUCCCAGUGUACAAAACCUAGUAUAGUGCAGGCUCCCUUCAUAAUCUUUUAAAAGAUGAACUGCUAAAAUCCCAUGUCUUGAAUAAAAUCCGUAACUACAGUUUAUCUACCUGUUCGUGUUCCAUGAAAAUAUC